UAGUGUCUGACCAGAAUGACUUGUAAUAGGUCAAGACCUGGGUCACCAUGGAGUCUAUUGACUCCAGACACUCCUAGGACUGGCACAGGGGGACGGGAUUCUCCGUGGGGUAGGGUCUCUACUCCCACUCCCAGGGGACCAAUAAGAAGCACUAGUAUUGAUGCACCACCUCAAGAUUCAUUAUCCACUCGUUGGGCAAGUUCAAGGUCACUCAGUGACAGUGGUCAAGGACUUCCAAGGUCAGGAAGGUCAUCUCCAUGGCGAGAUUCAGAAUUUUCUCAGAUAGGGAAGUCGGGAAGCCCUGUAAGGAGUCCAGAAGGGACUGGGACUUUACUAGAAAGCAAGUCAUUGAGAAGCAGUCGUGAGUCGGUGACUGAUAGCAAAAGUUUAAGGGGCAGUCGGGAGUCUUUAUUUAGGCCUCAAACCUCCACCCCUAGAAGUGAAUUUAUGAUCACCCACAGGGGCCGAUCCCCAUUUAGGGGACAAGGGAGUGGAGCAGCCUCACCCUGGAAAGCCCAUGAUCGUAGUAUGCCCAGACCGGGGACUGUCAGCAGCCAAAGAAGUCGGUUUGAGGGUCCAGUGAAAGGACAGGUAAAUUCAGAUGGGUCAAAUGUGGAUGUGAAUAAUGUUCACAGUGAGAAAGAUACUGUGUCAAAGGCAGGACAAGACACAGAGUCCAAAGGACAGGGAGUUGAUUCUCAGUCGAAAGAACAAGAAGUAGUCAAAAGAAGCUGGCCAGAUACUUCUACCAGGGGGCAGGCUACUGUUGCUCCCUGGCGUGCUCAUUUGAUUCUUGUCAGUCAGAGAGGUCAAGGACGACCAUCAUCUUGGAGAGGCCAGUCACCAUCUCGCCAAACAGAUCCGAAAGGUCAAGAUCAUGUUCCUGUCAUUUUGGAGAAGUCGAAUAGUCAAGGUCCUAGUCGGUCAUCAUCUCCAUGGAGAGGCCAUUCUGGAAAUAUGACACAAACUGAGCAGAAAGUACAGGGUAGACCAUCUUCCCCGUCGAGGGGUAGUAGUGACCCUACUUCACAUACUGGCCAGUCAGAUCAGAAAGGUGUUGUUAGGCCUUCCUCACUCUUACUAGACCUUUCUUCUCUAGGAAGCCGUCCGUCUUCACCAGUGAGGGGUCAUUCACCUUCAAGCUCAAUUCCAGAAGGUCAUACAUCGUCACCAUGGAGGGGUCAGUCUCCUUCACGGGGUAGUGUUAACAUUGAACCCAGAAAAGGUCAUAGUAGGUCUUCAUCACCAAUGAGAGGUCACUCGCCUUCUGGCUUAACUCAAGAAGGUCACAAAGGUCACGAGGUCAAUCAUAGUCGUCCAUCAUCCCCUUGGAGAGGUCAGUCUCCGUCAGGAACUAUGUUCCAACUGGAGAUACAGAGGAAGAAGUCUGCAUCUCCGUUCAGGACUCAUGAAAAUGGACCUGUAAAGGCAGAUCCUCAAAUAUUAGGUCAUGAGUUCAAAGGUCAAAAAAGAUCGGGAUCGCCUGGUGUAUCAAAGAUGCAAGAUACUGGAAACAAAAGAAGAAUAGCAAUGUCUUAUAGACAAAGAACUGGACAUGAAUCUCCCAGUAAUGCUGUUUCUCCUGCAGAAACUACAGAAAGAGGUCAAGAGAAUUCAUCACAAAAUGUUUCAGAGUCACCUUUCAGGAGUCGCGGGCCACUGCAAAGUAGUUUUGAUAUGCCAGGUCAAAAAAGAUUGGCAUCGCCACAACGAAGCCAGGAUCAUCCCAUUCCUCCAAAAACACGCUCAGAUUCACACCAUAGCAGUCACAAUUUACAAAGUUCUGAGACUGAUAGUCGUCUGGAUACCUACAGAUCUGAAAUGGAUGUGGACAUUGCUGGAACAAGGAUUGGAGAGAAGAGCUCUACUUUGGAUGUAGAAACUCCUAGCUCUGUAUCAGGUGAACAUGUCUCAAGAUCUAGAAUUCCACAAUCUGCAAGUAGUUAUGGUCAAAAUAUCCCUACCACUGGACAGGAUGUGAACACUCGCUAUAGUCCAAGAUCUAGGAAUGGGCAAGAAAGUCCAAUAUCUGUUAUCGCUAGUAGUAACCAUGUUUCUAGAACUGGACAGGAAGUUAGUGGUCGAUAUACGCCUAGAUCCAGAAGUGGUCAAAAUAGUCCGAGAUCUGUUAUUGUUAGUGGUAAGGAUGUUCCGAGGAAGGGGCAGGAGGAAAGUGGUCAAUAUACCCCUAGAUCCAGAAGUGUUCAAAAUAGUCCGAGAUCUGUUAUUGUUAGUGGUAAGGAUGUCGGGAGGGAACUGACUGAACAAGGUCAAUAUGUCCCAAGAUCCAGAAGUGGUCAAAAUAGUCCAAGAUCUCAAAUUCCUAGGUCUAUGUCAGCUCGAUCAGAUUCUGUUGACCACAAUAAAACAGAACAAGCGACAUCACCAGGCGUGAAAAUACCGUCCAAAGAUGGGACAGAGUCUUCCAAUGAAUCAACUAAAAUGGAUAAUGACUCUGUUGUACAAGAACCUGUCAUAAUGGGGAGGGAGACUACGAGGUCAACACAUCCGUCAGGGCUGGCCCGCCAACUGUCUUCGGGGAGUAGGAGUCGAUCUAGCUGGUCAGGGAUCCCACAGUUUGCUUGGGGAUCUCCGAAGUUGGAACCAAAUGUAAGCAUUCUGCGGACAUCGUCAUUUCUACAAAGAGCUCGUGAGUUACAAGAGCUAGAGAGAAACAGAUUAGGAAUACAGGAUGAUACAAUCUUACCGAAAGACACAACUAACAGUGCCACAGUGAAAUCACGUCAGCGUCGGAUAGAGAGUUUUCAUGGGACACGUAGAGUGAAGAAUAGUUCGUCUGGAUCUAGUACAUCAUCCAAUUCAGUCCAUUCUUCGCCUCACAACAACAACAAACAUCACAGUCCCCAGCAACAGAGUCCCCAGCAACGACAACAAAGUCCACAGUACUGCAGUCCCCAACAACAGAUUCCUGUCCAAAGCCUACAAGUCAAUCCACAGGGACAGCUUGAAGAUAAUGUUAACCAUGAUGUCAAGGGGGAUAUAUCUGAACAGGACAUGGAAUCAGCAACAGCAGCAAAAUUAAAGGGAUGGGCGACGGUGGAAGACCUGACCCAGAAACAUCAACGUCAACUGUUACUGCAGCAACAGCAGCAGCUUCAAGGUCAACAGGUCACAACCUCUGUCGCCCCUAGCAACAAUGUGACCCUGAACCAAGUUCAAGGUCACAAUCAAUAUCCUUCUGGACACCUGUCUCCUGCCAUGUCCUCUCCCAGUUUAAACAUGGCUGACCAUUGGAAGGGUGGCUAUGGACAAGGGUCUCCAUCUAGUAACAGCCACAUUGUGCCUACAUCUUCUCAAGCGAUGACAAAACAGGGUAUGGACAUUCAUGAGGGUUACGCUACUACAAGUACACCACGUAGUCCUACAAAUUCAACAAACUACAUGCCAAAAUUUCCUAAUCGCCCCACAAACCUGAACUAUACCAAUACAAGUGGUGGUUACGGCGAUCACUAUAACAAGGGAAGUUACUCUUAUAACAAUUCUAGACCUUCUCCACAUAAGCCUCAACAUGGAUCAAGCAUGUACACAAAUGACGAUUCCUCCCUCAAAACACCCGAGUCCUCCUCCUCAUCAAGGAAAUAUGAACGGCGAUCUCUCCCACCACAGCUGAACGAAUAUCAGAAUCUGAAGGAGUUACGGACAAAUUCUCAUUCAUAUGGAAUGUUACCCCCUAAGGAAGAGGAGGGAGAUACUCCACAUUCUAAACAAAUCGAAAGUCACUCCCCCUCCUCUCCACCACCUCCUCCUCGUAGAGAUAUGUCCAGUUUAAAAUAUGUGCAAGCUUCAUCAAAAAACCAUGAAAAAUACCCUUCAUGGCCUGUGACACACCCAAAUCUGGAUAUAGAGGCAGGGGAGGCAAUCACAUCGCAGGUAGGGGCAUGGCCUGUCAGAGACAUACCCCAUGGUAGUGAAGUUUCUACAGGAGACACUUAUAAACCCCAGCUUAAGCCUGUUAAUGAGGGUGCAAAUGAUUCUGACAGGAAAAAUGGUGAGGAUAACAAGAGGAAUCAGAGUGACCCGGGAUUUAACAAACCAAACAGUUUUAAAGGACUAAGUAUUAAACGUCCUACUCCACAGGAAAUUCAACAAAGCUGGAAUCAAAACCAGAAAAUCAAUGCAAAACAAAGUAAUAAAUCUGUGGAAAAUUUCUUCCUAAACAAUUCACCUGGAUAUCCAAAACCUCUUCUGGAUCAAGAUGGGAACAGAAUCGGUGAUGCUAAAUAUAGCAUCCCGUCACCACCAGAACGUGACAAUCCCGUUCCAGACACAAAACUACUACAGGAAAAACUGGCAUCAAUGAUGGCUCCUAGUUCUGAAAGUUCAGGUUUACAUCCACGUGUUGGGACAUACUUGACCUUUGACCCUACUAGGGUCAGUGAUUCUAUGCAGGAAAAUAAGGAUACCAAAGGGAAAGGGUUUUAUACUUCUGCCGGUGGACAUCCCACUUCCCAUUCACAAAGUGCUAGUUCUGUGCAAACAAGGGUGGACUCGAGUACGAGUCCAUUGCAAAGUCCAAUGGAAUCUAAACAUUCUCCAUUUAGUGCCUCUCCCGCUGUAAGCGAGAGUAAGGAUAGGCCAUCUGAAAAUCUCCAACAAAUGUCCACUCCUCGUGGUGUUAUUGUGAAGCACAUGCUUUACUAUAACACAGGAACACAGACUGAUACAAACUCCCAAGGGAGUCGGACUAGUGUACAUGUGACUUCUCAAAUACAGGACAAAGACACUGUGGUUCAGGAGAAAUCAAUCCAGGCUCAUUUGUCUGAAAAAGACACAAGGAUUGAAAGUGGUAGGAAUUUGUCAGCUUCUAAUUUCGGAACAAAAUAUGUGCAAGGAUUGAAUGAGGAUACAAAGGAAAGUCGAAGUUCCAGUGAAAGUAAAGACAAUUAUUCUGAGGAUGAUCCACAAAACUAUGCUCCAAUGAUUCGUAAACUGUCACAGGAAUAUAUGAGUGGUCGAAUGCAAGUUAAUGAUAAGCGUUUGUCUGGAGAUUCUGGGGUUUCUACUGUAAGUGCUACAAGUCCAGGAUCAGAUAUGCCUCCCCACUCUUUUGGACAGUUUCCCGGAAUGCGGGAGGCUGAAUCUUAUAACAGUAUUGUGAUACACCCAAAUGAAACUUCACAUCCAUUUGGUAAAGACUAUCAGGACAUGGAACAUGAAGGUCAAGGUCGAAUAGACUCCUCUAAGAUGGAGUUAGAUCGACGAGUGUUCAGUCCCUCUGACUCCAGAGUCGGGGGACACAAGGGAAGGUAUAGUAUGGAUCCGUCUUUUUCUCAAAAGAUUUUGCCAAAUAAAAAGAGUAUUCAGGAUACACGAUAUAGCUCUGAUGCCAACUUGCAGACAACAUAUGCAAAUCAGCGGAUGCAUAGUAUGAGCAUGUCAUCCUUGGCUCCCAAGCACAGUAAAGCAGACUCUAUCUCUGAGGGUCAGUAUUUACGUCCCACACACAGGAGUUCAAACUCUUCGUCUUCAUCACGACAUGGAUCAGAUGCGAGAUCAUCUUCUAGCUCGUAUCAUGGGUCACUGAAUUCACCCAUUGGUCCUACAAUGCAAGGUCAUGGCCAACAUCGUGGGAGUCAACAGGAAUCCGAUUCUGUGUUUGUUGAUCCUGAAGUUGCAUCUUCUCCCAAUGUUAAACAGUUAGAGAUGAAUUCACCAAUUACGUCACAAGUGCCAGACAGUGGAAGUACUCCAGUGCGCCGUAGCAUUGGGCGAAACACAUCAAUGAAACUUGCAUAUGGAACUUACGAUGAGGCUUCCCGCAAGUAUGAGGAUGCUGGACAGAAAUCGUCAGGGCGACAGAUAGCACAUGGCAAGUCUCGAUCGUAUUCUGGUGAUUAUAUGCCAAUGAACAACAACUCCAACCGUGCAUCCCUUGGUCAGAUCCGUGAGGAUUCAUCUGAAGGUCGCUGGGCAGAUGUUGUCAAUAAGUCAAGGUCACUCCACCAUAACACAACAAGUUCAGUGUCAGAGGAAUCAAAUUAUGCAAAUAUUGAUCCAUUGAAAAUGGAGAAAAACAUAAAUCCUGAAUUGAUCGAAAGAUCAAACUUGAAAAGGACUUCAUCAGAACAAAUCCGUCCACUUUCUGGCCAUGGCUUUGAUGAAAUCAGACCUCCACUUCCUAACAGGGAUUCACGGUCAAGUUACCACAGUGCUAUGAAACAUUCCAAAUCGGAAACAUGGCAGAAACCUGUACAAUCUCCAACACAGUCUCAAAGUGACCUUAAUAACUUUCAGUCACCAUCAUCAUCACAAAAAGAUUUAAAUCGUGAACCUGAUACUGAAGUGAAAUCGAUCGUGGAUUCCAACACCAUCAGUGCUACUACACCUUCAGUGUCCCAGUCCCAGUUAGACCUGAACAGAAGAAGUGACAAUGAGAAGCAAAAACAGCGUAACGCUGUUCAAGAGUUCAUGGACCGAAAAAUUCGAAAUAGGCCGUCAGAUAGUGACGACACUUCAGCACCUGAAGAAUCAAUAGCAGGUAAUUCUUCACCACAGGACAGAUCUUCUUCAAAACUUACUCCAACCGAGUCCUUCAAAGAAAAGUAUGCCAGGCGUAAGGAAAGUCUACGAAGGUCAAGGUCAAUUUCAUCUCGAGAAUCGUCAGAUUAUGUGCAUAUGAGCCGACCUUCACAGCCUCAUCCGCAAACAGAAUGGAGCAAGAUUAGGUCUCAAGCACAGGACGGAUCUAAACGACCCCACUCUAUCAGCUCAGAUAUCAGCCUGGUGGACCCUUAUGCAGUGACACCGAUCACCGAGGCUUCUAAACAACAGGAUAUGGACAUGGAGGCCCACAAACGGAGCAAAUCUGAUUCCACAGAUAUUGGUACACAGCAAGAUUUGUCUCAACAAGGCAGAGACGACAGUGCUAAUGUACCAGCUUCAAGGAGAUACUUGUACAGACAGACUCGUGGCCCUCCCCCCUCACACUAUCGCUCUGGAGGCUCCCUGUCCAGUAGCAAUCUGGAUUAUGCAAAUGUUGGGUACAGACGUCCUCCACCACCACCCCCUGUGGAGGAUGACAAACCCCCAGCCCUGCCCCCAAGGAACUACCGCCACAACUCCACCAGUCAAUUGGAGACAAGUAGUCAUGGGUCAAGGACAAGUGGUUACAUGGAACCACUACAACGUGGUGCUUCAGAUAUACAGGCACGGAAACCCAGGGAGAAUUCUCCGGAGAACUAUGCUGAGCAACUCCGGAAACAGUACAGGAGGCUUUCCGAACAACAGAACUUGAAACCCACGGCAAUGAGUGUAGUUUCCUCAAGACCUAUAACACACUGUUCACAGUCACAGAAACGCUCGUCAUUGGAGCCACAGGAGGCCACACCCCCAACAACAGGGUCAUCACUAGCAUCUUUAAUUGGUGGCAUUCCACCUCAUCAAAUGACCUAUGCUUCUACUAGCAAUCAUGUACUAACAUCACAGGCCUCAUCUCCCAAUUACAUGAUGACGAGUAGUCAUGCAAGUCCUGUGCAACAGUCGUCACCAAGGUCAUCUGUGUCCCACAUUUCGACCCCUGUGUCUUUGCCCCUGCAUGUGACCCCUCCAAAAGACAAUCCCAAUAUCCCCCAAACAGCUUCUAGUCAAAAUUAUUCUCCACCAAUGCAACUCUGUAGUCCGGAGCUGCCACCUCCUCCAACACCUAUUAAAAAUCCAGAGGACUUGGCAGCCAUUCAAAACCUUGACCUUCCGGCGCCCCCACCAGAGGUCCUGGCCCCUUCAGGAGAAUCGUCACUUGAAGAUGACAGAUGUGCAGACGAUUCGUAUGGUUCCCACAAGACGAGGUCUGCACGACAAGUGGGUGUGUACAGUCGUUCUAAGUCAACGACACUGCUCAACGUUAACGAGAACAACAACUACAAGCAACAGAUCCAGAAGCCGCCCCGCAGGCAUCUAAACAACCAGGGCUGGAAGAGCGAAAACGCAAUCAACAUCUCUCCUCUUGACCUAGAUAACAACGUAACCGAAACAGAAUUUGUUGCUGCAGAAAGCACUGUUACACCGACAAUUAACUCAAGGCCUCUUGGCAAUUCCCAGAGUUCUAGUUCUAUCAUGGCACCUCGUGCAUUUAUGACAUCAGAUCAUUCCCAUCAUUCGGAAGUGGCAUCUUCUGAAAAAGAAGAUGCAGAUAGUCCAUCGGUCAAAGAUCGUAUUUUCCGUUUUGAAAAGAAACCAUCAAAUAGUUCUGGUGAUAAUAAAGCCCGUAGGACAGCCUCUAGUGUGAACAAUUUGAAAAAGUCUUUCGAAGAUCGGCAUAAACCAUCCGAACCUGGAAUGGAUUCUCCAAGACAAGGUAACCAAUACAGUUCUAGGUACAGAAGGCCUGCUAGAGACCAUCAGAGCUCUGGAAGUGACAAAUCAGAGCAAUCGUUGCCGUUUACUGUGGAAAAGAAACGUAUGAAUUAUCUUGGACAGUAUGGUGUGCAGGGUAACGGCUUCUCACAUCAGAGUGAGCUGACACAUCAAAGGGGAAGUGCUGAAAGGGGAGAUGACUCUGUUGGUGCUCUUCAAAGAAACGGUGAUAGUAGUGAAAAUGUGCAUAGACAAGAUGUUAGCUCUUACAAUCAAAGUACACCUGAUCGGGUCAGUUAUAGCCGGCCAGAUCGGCCUGACAUUUCACCAAACUCCAGACUUGAGGGUUCGCCUCACCUGUCAGAUAGGUACAAUAGUGAUCCAACACCUCCAAAAGUUCCUGAAAGGAUUCCUCUUUCACACAGACCUGUUCCACAACCUGAAGCCCCAUCACCUGUCGAUAGAUCAACACGUUCCUUUGGCCAUCAUCAAAGCAAUUCGUCAUCCUCUGACUUAAGCGAAGGUCAUGAUACACCACUUUCUAUAAACCAUGGCCGGCAGCCAUCACAGGAAGAACUUGAGUGUAAUGAAAAAGUGCAGGAAUUUGCUAGACAAGUGAAAGACAAGGACAAAAAAUUGUCAGAGAUGUUGAAUCAGGAUGAUCUUGGGAGAAUGAAAUUUAUGUCAGGAAUUGUUCCACCAGCAGAUACACCGAGGAAACAUAGUUCCGGACAUUCUCCGCAGACAUCAAAACUGUCCACUGGGUCCAAUGAGGAUGCAAAGGUUUCUACACCCAAUGGUAUCCAAGACAACACAGCUGAUCAAAAUUCCUACGGCAGACCAAAGGAAAAAGGCUCGCCCCCUUCCACCUACUGGGUGUCCCCAUCCAAGGCCCAGAUUGAAAUUGAUAUCCGUAACAGCGAAGAGCUCGGGAAGAAGAUGACAGAGGAAAUCAUAGAUCCAGAAAGCCUGCUCAGAACUAAGGAGGAGCUGGUGUCUAGUAUAGUGAAAAAGAUGGAAAAGCUCAAGGAUGAAAAAUCAGAUCUACAAGUUGAAAUCAAAGAAGUGGACACGGUGGGCAAAAAGGUAUCGGAGACCGUGGAACAGAAGUGUAAGAGUCAGAAGGAGAAGGAUAAGUUUCAAUCGUUCCUACGAGAGAUGGACCACAUCAUCCGUCUUCUCCUCAAAAUGUCGGGUCUCCUCGCACGGGCUGAAAAUGCUUUGCAGAGUCUGCCUGAUGACUGCGACGUCCAUCAGAAGGACAUCGCGACACAGAAGAGGGAUCGCUACAAGGCCCAGCAUGAAGAGGCACAAAAACUCAAACAAGAUAUUGACCAACGAAGUACGCUCAUCUUAGAAAUACUGCGUGAAUCCCUCAGCGAUCAGGAGCUUGAGGAUUAUCAGUACUACAUUCAAAUGAAAUCACAGCUGACUGUUGAGCACCAGAACCUUGAGGACAAGAUCACACUCGGACAGGAGCAAAUUCAGGCAUUGCGUCGGAGUAUCCCUGAUAAACGACACUGAGUCAAGUGUCACCUGGAAGUAUGGCUGCCAAAUGGCACUGAGUUUGGGUAACAUGAGUGUCUCCCUGACGAAGGACACCAAGUCAGGGUUUUUUUCUGACAAAUGACAUGGGAGUCUAGUUUUGUGUUGGAACAUCCUAGACAAACGACUCGGAGUCAACGCAAGGAUAUUGUGAUAAUUAAUGUGUUCAGAUAAUUGUUUUUCGAAUUCAUGGAAUUGUGCUUGUCAACACAUUUGUGUAAGCAUAGGUGAGUCUGAGAUUGUGCUGCCGAAAUGAUAUUGUACACGAGUGAUAUUGUUGCGUGCAAGAGGGGGAAAAUAUUAGGGAAUGUUUUUAUUUUUCGUCAGUCCUCAUAGCUUACAUAUUCCAUGUUUUAGCUGACUAAUACAACAGAUAUGUACCUGGCCCCACACAGAAUGUGAAGUUUCCUUGUAAUGAAUUCAGAUAUUCAUUUCAUCUUCCAUUUGCAAUAUACUGUAGCAUUUGUAAAUCAUAAAAUCUUGUGCCACAUUGUUGUUUUCAUCUUUUUUUAAUCAUUUUACUUCAUUUAGUUUAUUUGCAAUUUUAUUUUUUGACCAAUUAACUUAUAUAAAACGAAAUUCAAAAUGGAAGGCUGGAUCUCACACUGACAUAAAGGGAAAACAAACUUUUUGUUCUGUAUUUAUUCUUUAAAUUUUGUUCAAAUUUCUUUUAUACUUAAAUAUUUCGUCAAAUUCUACUAAUAGAUACUGCUAUACACAUCCAAUUGUUUCAGUUUUCAGUGUCUCAUUGCUUAUUUUGUAUUUACCUGUUGAAGUAUUAGCUUUGAUUUUGUUACACAGGCUCAAAUGCCUGAAAUCCUUUGCUAUUAUUGUUAAUUUUGUUGUCAGCUAAGGCUAAGUGUAAAUGAACCCCCCCAAGACUGAACGUUUAAAAAUAAAACAAACCAAUGUGUGAAUAUUGAAUGAGGAAUCCUAUCAUAAAAAUAUAUUCCAGACAGGAAAUGAUUAUUAAUAUGUACAGGAAAAAAAAUCAUACAUUCAUUGUAAGACAUGGGCUAAGGGAGAUAACUGUUUCCCAGCAUGUAAGAUUUGUACAUUUUUUUCUCUCCCAUGGUGUCUUUUGUGUAGAAUGUGAAUAUUAAAAGAAAACGGUGCAAAAGUCAUAAAAAAUUCCAUUUUAAUUAUGAGUUUAUCCGUAGAUUUUAAUGUCUUAUUUUAUAUCAUGAUAAUUUAUUUGUGUAUUUUUUCCCAUCUGUAUAAAUAUCAGAUUAUAUUACAUUUGUUGUUGAGGAGGAAAAUUAUUUAAUUUAAUUAAGUUGUAUAUUGGAGCGAGGUCAGGAUUGGAAUGCCCGAUCUUGGAAGAGAAAUAUUUAAGCUGCAUUGUAUGUUACGUUUAAUAUCUGAGAAAUGAUAAUAAACAUAAUUGUAUUAUAUAUAGCUCUGAGUCAUCUUCUUAUCUACCGCAGGUCAUUCACAAUAUUUACUGCCAAAAUAACUGGGAUAGUAUACCCUGUAUUUCUAGAUUGGACUGUCAUGUUCAUUAUUUUAGAUUAAUACACUUUGUUUCAUAGGGAUAGAUAGCAUGCAAAUUAUUUUCUUGAAAAAUUGUUGGAACUCCAUAAUUUUUUAGAAGUUAAUUUGUGUGGUUUUGGAUCCUCAACAUAAAAUUUAUCCUGUAGAUGUAUGCUUGAAAGUAAUGAACUGUACGUGUAUCAUUUGUGUCCUAAGGUAUGUAGAUUCUAAUCUGGUUUUUGUGAUAUUUGACAAAGUUUCAUCUGCCCUUGUCAAUUAAUUUGGUAAUUUUAGUAAUCAUGAAAAUCUACAACAGGUACUGAAAAGUUAAGUUUUUCUUAUUUUCUAUAGUUAAAUAAUUUUAGGUAUGUAACUGUUAUAUAUUUUUAAAAUUGUUGUUAUCGUUAGUAAUUAUAAUUAAGUUGUUUUUAUCCAAUAAUGUUAACCUUUUAUCAAUACUAAUUCAGAACUAUAUUGUGGACUUAAUGCAUUGAAUGUGUUUUCAACAUUUUGAUUUCUGUUAUCAUUAACUUGAAUGAAAUGUUUUACAUCAUUUCAAAUUUGAAAAACUGAUCUUCAGCUUCGUUAAGAAACAGUAUUUAAAAGAUAGAAUUUAUUUCACUAAUUCAUGAUUAUCAUUGUAAAGUGUGACUAGCAUCAGUUCAUCGGUAGAGAAAACAAAUAGAAUUAAUUCUAAGAUUUCAUACAAAGUAAGCACAAAAUAUGCGGCUGUCUUCUCCAGAAAUAUUCUGCACGGGUUGACAGUUUGUACAGGUAGAAUGCAUUCCACCCACCCUUCAACUUUUCCAAAGGAAAAUUAAUCAUACCAUAAAAUACUUUUUUGUUUGUGUUUCGAAGGUCAUGUGACCUGUUUGAGUCAUAUAUGUGAUCAGUGUCAAGUCACAUGACCCUGUAUGACAGUCAUGUGACAUGUAGCUUAGGCGUCCAUGUAACAAAUUCAUUUCAAACAUGGAUUUUACAUCAGUAAUAUUAUAAAUAUAUACACAUUAUGAAAAACUUCCAAGGGAAGAUCAUUAAAAAGGUGUGUGAACUUGAAA
Molecule: messenger RNA, 12389 nt
Organism: Pecten maximus
Lineage: Eukaryota; Metazoa; Mollusca; Bivalvia; Pectinida; Pectinidae
Product: hornerin-like
Exons: 11
Coding region: 16-9837 (3273 amino acids)
Biological process (GO): actin filament organization
Cellular component (GO): cortical actin cytoskeleton; apical junction complex; apical plasma membrane
Molecular function (GO): actin filament binding
Source: RefSeq, a predicted model, not a curated record